Molecule: messenger RNA, 1521 nt
Organism: Drosophila grimshawi
Lineage: Eukaryota; Metazoa; Arthropoda; Insecta; Diptera; Drosophilidae
Product: serine protease snake
Exons: 2
Coding region: 17-1306 (429 amino acids)
Biological process (GO): proteolysis
Molecular function (GO): serine-type endopeptidase activity
Source: RefSeq, a predicted model, not a curated record
UAAAUUGUUGCUGUUGAUGGUCUUGAUGGCUGUGGCAGCGACGGCGACGGCGCGAGUCGCAUGUAAGCGCAAAAGUUUCACUUUGCCCAAGAACCAAAAUACAAUUUGGCGAAUUGUGAAAUUGGUAUUUUCAAAUAUUGCAGCUGCGAAUCCUGUAAUCAAGCCACAAUCGCAGCGCGGCAUCAUCUUUCCAACCGAAUCCUUUGACGAUUGCUUUAUGGAUAUGAUGCGUUCUGUGCCUGGUACAUGUAAGCUGCUGUUGGAUUGUCCCGGUGCACUCGAACGCUGGGACCGAGACCAUAUCGCGCCAAAGACCUGUUUUUUCGUCAAAUUCGAUCAGUAUGUAUGCUGUGCCCUAACUGACAACAUAACAACGACAAAAACCACAACAAGUCCAACAACAACUACUACUACAACAACAACAACUACGACAACAACUACAACAACAACAGAGGCGCCACUGAUUCUGCGACGCAGCGGAGAGGCUUGCGAGGAUGCUCGACCCUUUGGAGUCACGGUUGUUGACGGCGAGCCGACCACUGUCCGUGAAUUCCCCUACAUGGCAGCCCUCGGCUGGCCAUCAAGUUUUGACACACAAGUUUAUUAUCGCUGUGGCGGCAGCCUCAUCUCGCCCAAAUUUGUACUGACUGCGGCGCACUGCAUCAGCUUUGGUGGCCAACUGCCGACAACAGUGCGUCUGGGCGGCGAUAAUCUAACGCUUAGCAUGGGCGAGGAUCGACAAAUACUGCGUGUGUUCACGCAUCCCAACUACAAUGAAACCACUGCAUAUAAUGAUAUUGCACUGCUGGAACUGGACACGCCAAUCACUAACCUGACUUUUGCCUGCUUGUGGCAAACUACCGAAUUGUCUGCACCAAUUGUGACCGCUAUUGGCUAUGGCCAGAUACAAUUUGCUGGCCUCUCCUCGUCGCAACUGCUCAAGGUGUCGCUGCAGCAUGUGACCAACGAACAGUGCCAGCAGCACUAUUCGCGCGAUGCCCUCAUCGACGGUCUUGCCGAGAGUCAACUGUGUGCCGGCAAUAUUCUCGGCAAGGGCGACACCUGCCAGGGUGAUUCGGGUGGACCGCUGCUGCAGCGGUGGGAUACUAUGUGGCAUGUGGUUGGCAUCACAUCACUGGGACAGGGUUGCGCCAAUGGACCACCAAGCGUUUAUACGCGCGUCUCCAGCUAUCUGGACUGGAUCGAGAGCAUAGUUUGGCCCAAUGUCGGCGAUGUGGCACAGCAGCCAACAUUCGAUCUGCGCGGCUCCGUUGACACAUUGGCCGCAUACAAAUCAAUCAUUUAGCACAUCCGCAACAAAAAAAAAAAGCACUCUGUGUAAAAGCCAAACUGACAAAUGGAAUUCCCACAACUGAAUCAUCCACACAUUUCUCCUUUUGGCAUUACUCAUGCGUAUUUCAAGCGGAACUUUGUAAAGAACACCAAUUCUUGUGUAGUUCACCGUAAAUAUCCAUUUUAUACUAUAGUUAGUUGCCUAAGCUCCUGAAACUACAGAAAUUA